Trichoderma harzianum CBS 226.95 is the source of this 2766-nucleotide messenger RNA. RefSeq names its product glycoside hydrolase family 31 protein. Lineage: Eukaryota; Fungi; Ascomycota; Sordariomycetes; Hypocreales; Hypocreaceae. Gene Ontology annotation, molecular function: hydrolase activity, hydrolyzing O-glycosyl compounds; carbohydrate binding. Bases 1 to 2766 code for a protein of 921 amino acids. Gene Ontology annotation, biological process: carbohydrate metabolic process. The transcript has 2 exons. The record is from RefSeq and is a predicted model, not a curated record.
AUGGUUUACUGGAAGGCCCUCUUGUACGCAGGGCUUGCCUCUGCUGCGGCCCUCUUCCACAGAGACGACGCGGUUGCAGGCUCCGUGGAUUCAUGCCCGGGCUACAAGGCCUCCAAUGUUCGCGUCUCGCCCACCGGCGUCACGGCCGACCUGACGCUGGCCGGUGCAGCUUGCAAUGUGUACGGCACUGAUCUGAAGAAUCUCAUUCUCCAAGUCACGUACCAGACUGAGGACCGCCUUCACGUCCUCAUCCAGGACAAGGACAACCAGGUCUACCAAGUCCCCGAAUCUGUCUUCCCUCGUCCCGGCGGCUCUGUCUUGUCCCUGGCUAGCAACCUCAAAUUCAGCUACACGGCGAACCCUUUUUCAUUCAAAGUCACCCGCGCUAGAACUGGUGAGGUCCUCUUUGACUCCUCGGCUGCCUCUCUCGUCUUCGAGUCUCAGUACCUCCGCCUCCGGACAAGCCUGCCCGCGAACCCCAACUUGUACGGCUUGGGUGAGCAUUCUGACCCUCUCCGCCUCAAGACGUCCAACUACAUCCGCACGAUGUGGAACCAGGACAGCUAUGGCAUUCCCAGCAAUGCCAAUCUCUACGGAACGCACCCCUUCUACCUGGAGCACCGUGCCACGGGUUCUCAUGGUGUCUUUUUCCUCAACUCCAACGGCAUGGACAUCAUGAUCAACCAGGACGCUUCCGGCAACCAGUAUCUUGAAUACAACACCAUUGGUGGCGUGUUCGACUUUUACUUUGUUGCUGGGCCUACCCCCGUAGCAGCAGUGCAGCAGUACGGUGAAUUUGCUGGCUUCCCAACUAUGCAGCCAUACUGGGGCCUCGGCUUCCACCAGUGCAGAUAUGGAUACCAAGAUGCCUACAAUGUUGCCGAAGUUGUUCAAAAUUACAGCUUGGCCGGCAUUCCCCUCGAGACCAUGUGGACGGACAUUGAUUACAUGGACCGCCGCCGCGUCUUCACCGUCGACCCAGACCGUUUCCCCAUGCCCAUGAUGCGUGAGCUCGUUGACCACCUGCACGCAAACGACCAGCACUACGUUGUCAUGGUCGACCCAGCCGUCGCCUAUCAAGACUACCCGCCUGCCAACCAGGGCCUCCAAGACGACGUGUUCCUGCUGAGGGCUAACGGCUCCGUCUGGAUCGGUGUUGUCUGGCCCGGUGUCACCGUCUUCCCCGAUUGGUUCUCCGCCAACGCUCAGUCGUACUGGAACGGCCAGUUCCAGACCUUUUUCAACGCCGAGACCGGCCUGGACAUUGACGCUCUGUGGAUCGACAUGAACGAGCCCAGCAACUUCCCGUGCAACUUCCCCUGUGCCGACCCGUAUGCCGCCGCCGUAGGUUAUCCCCCGGCCCCACCGCCGGUCCGCGCGCCUCCUCGUCCGCUGCCCGGCUGGCCUUGCGAUUUCCAGCCUGGCGGUUGUUCCAACAAGCGCGAUAGCCAAGUCCAGCCUCUCCAAAUCAACACCGGCAGCGGCAGUCUGCCCGUCGUCAACGCGGCUGCGAGCAAUGGAAACAGUGCAAGCAACCAAGGCAAGGGUAAUCAGAAGGGUCUUCCCGGCCGUGAUCUGCUGUACCCCAAGUACGCCAUCCACAACAAGGCCGCCUUCCAGGACUCGUGGAACUCUGACAAGGGUGGCAUCUCCAACCACACCGUCAACACAGACCUGAUCCACCAGAACGGCCUGGCCAUGUACGACACCCACAACCUCUACGGCACCAUGAUGUCGACGGCCUCGCACGACGCCAUGCUGUCUCGUCGACCGGGUCUCCGCCCCUUGGUCAUCACGCGCAGCACCUUUGCCGGCGCGGGCUCCAAGGUCGGUCACUGGCUGGGAGACAACAUGUCGCAGUGGAGCUACUACACCGUGUCCAUCCGCACCAUGCUGGCCUUUACUUCCUUCUUCCAGUUUGGCUUCGUGGGCUCGGACGUCUGCGGCUUCGGCGGCAACACCAACGAGGAGCUCUGCGCGCGCUGGGCUUCUCUGGGCGCCUUCAACACCUUUUACCGCAACCACAACGACUUUGGCAACAUUGGCCAGGAGUUCUACCGCUGGCCCUCGGUCGCCAGCAGCGCGAAGAAGGCCAUUGACAUUCGCUACCGUCUGCUUGACUACAUCUACACUGCCCUGUACCGCCAGCACACUGACGGCACGCCGGCCGUGAGCCCCAUGUUCUUCCACUACCCGAACGACGCGGCCACCUUCGCCCUCGAGCUGCAGUACUUCUUCGGCCCCGGCAUCAUCGUCGCCCCCGUCACGCAACAAGGUUCUACCAGCGUCAGCGUCUACCUCCCAGACGACAUCUUCUACGACUGGUACACCCACGCGCGCAUCGACGGCGGCGCCACCAACCACCUCAUCAGCAAUGUCGACAUCACGUCCAUCCCGCUCUUCAUCCGCGGCGGUACCAUCCUGCCCCUGCGCGUCAAGUCCACCAACACCACUACCGAGCUCCGCAAGCAGAACUUUGAGCUUCAGAUCGCUCUCGACGCUUCAGGAUCCGCGACGGGCGAGCUGUACCUUGACGAUGGCGUCUCCAUCAACCAGAAGGCCACUACGCACGUCACCUUUACCUACAAGAACGGCCUCUUCAUCUUGGGCGGCCAGUUCAGCCUCCGGGUGCCAUUUGUCAUUUCCAAGGUCACCAUCAUCGGCGGUAAGACCGCCUCUGCCAAGUCUAGCUCUGGAAGCGCAAACAGCCAGACUUUCAACGUCAACCUGCCGUUUAGCGGUCCUGCCUCUGUCAGAAUCGGUUAG